Messenger RNA from Protobothrops mucrosquamatus (brown spotted pit viper), 1116 nucleotides. RefSeq names its product transmembrane 6 superfamily member 2 (gene TM6SF2). Lineage: Eukaryota; Metazoa; Chordata; Lepidosauria; Squamata; Viperidae. Bases 1 to 1116 code for a protein of 371 amino acids. Gene Ontology annotation, biological process: regulation of lipid metabolic process; lipid homeostasis. The transcript has 10 exons. Gene Ontology annotation, cellular component: endoplasmic reticulum-Golgi intermediate compartment membrane; endoplasmic reticulum membrane. The record is from RefSeq and is a predicted model, not a curated record.
AUGCGGCUGCAUCCACUCUGGGCCGCCGUCGGCCUGUUCCUUUCCGCCUUCCCGUUAUUCUACCUCUUGAACACCGUAGCCGCCUUGCAGAGCCCUUUGAUGACUGCAGUUCUCGGCAUUAUUAUUCUGUCGCCUUUGUUUGUUCUGAUUUAUCUCCCAAAUCGCUCCUACGAGGACCCUCUUUUAUACGUGUUCAUGGUCCUUUGCUUCAUUGCUGGAACUGACGCCGUGAUCGCUUUGGAGAAAGACGGCUACACCAGCCACUUUGCAGAUUUCUACAUCAGAGAGGGUGAGCUGUAUCUGGGCACAGCAUACGGCAUCAUGAUCUCCUACUGGCAUGCUGUGGUGAACUUCGCCAUGUAUCUCGUCAUGAUUGCAGCCAUUGUUCAAAGAAAGAGUUAUCGGACUGUUGGUCUCUAUUGGACAGGAUCCUUCAUCAUGACACUUGUGGUCUUCCUGCUGGGCAAUGUGAUUGGGAAAUACAGCUCUGAGAUCCGACCAACCUUUCUGUUCAGCCUUCUUUACCUCAUCAUACCCAUCUGGGCAGCCAAAACAUUCUUUGCCCAGCCCAAGACCUGCUCUUUGCCAACAGCUGAUCAGGUUGCAGAAGAGCAAAAGAAGAAUCUGCUCCAGCGCCGUAUGGAUUUGGGAUUGGUAGGAUUUCUCCUUUUGGCUGUGGUCUACACACUCUUCCGAGGAUUGGUUGUUCUGGACUGCCGAGCUGAUUCCUGCUUUGAUUACGUUUAUCAGCAAGAACCGUACCUGCGAGAUCCAGUGGCCUAUCCCAAGAUUCAGAUGUUGGUGUAUCUAUUUUAUGUCCUGCCGUAUUUCUGCAUCUGCAUCUACGGAUUACUCGUUCCUGGAUGCACAUGGAUGGGGGACUGGGCCUUGGUUUUUGCUGGUGCUAUUGGACAGGCUCAGUUUUCCCACAUUGCUGCUUCUAUUCACCAUCGCACUCCGUUUCCGUACCGCAUCCCAGAAAGAGAGUGGUGGUUUGUUGUCCUGUGCAAUGUAGCCUAUGCGGUGGGCCCACAACUCUUAGCUUACCGCUGUCUCUACAAACCUGCCUUUUUCUGUACCCCGGUUUCCCAGUCCAAAGACAAGAAGAACCAGUGA